AGAAAAGGGGAGCAAGGAAGGCAACACGAGCCUGAGGAUUGUGAUAAACGCCGCGACAGACCACCAGAACCUUCGGGAACUGCCGUUUCGCAGAUAAAGACUGGACGCCACGAUUGAUAGCGUUGUACUUUCAGCCUCCCAAGCUCAAAGUCCAGACCCAAGGCUAUCGCCAAGCUUCCACUACCUCUGCUGCGAUGCACAACUCGGUUAAGCGCACUGGCCCCAGUGCGGUUGCGCUAAACGGAGACAUCUACUGUCACAUUAUAGAGCAGCUCGCCGCAUCGCCAUUCAAUUCUCUUCUGUCUGUUAGUCUUGUCAGCCGUGACUUUUAUAGGUUCACUACCGUUAUCCGGUUUCGGGUCAUUCAAAUAUCGCCGGAGUUUGAACUCCACCUCCUCAAGCGAUUAGAAGACAACCCAUCACUCCUCUCAUACGUCCGAAAAGUAAUCAUUGAUCCUUCCUACGUGAUUGGGGAGGACGCUGAGGAGGUGGAGAGGCGAAUUCUAGAAAAGACCCUGGAUCUGCUUCCCCGCAUGAUAUAUCUGACGGACCUUCGCUGUCAUAUUGUACCUGGCAUGGUGCGCAAACGCACACUUGGGGAAGGACAAAUCCUCUCCUCCCUUCGGAGACUUUCUGUCAACAGUAUUCACACCGAUGAAUCGUGGCGCCAUGGUAUCCCAUGGAAUAGCCUCAUAGAAUUACAGUUCACAUACUUUUCUGACAUCCUCCUUGACGUGGUUGAUCAAAUGCACUCCCUUCGUUCCAUCAAGCUGAUGGGUCGAGCUCCCCCUUUGAGUAAAGACCAUUUGGGAGUCAAACGCCGCAUUGCUGAAUUCCUUCGCGAGGUUCCUUCUGCCCUGGAGGAGCUCGACCUUGAGGAACUUACUGGAGAUAUCCCUGUCUCUAUCUUUGCCCGGUUUGGCCGCUCGCUCAAAAGGCUCAGGCUCUACAACCGCGGAAAUGUGUGGUCGCGAUCAGUUCUUUCCCCAGAGCAGCUCGAUGAAAUUUGUGCGGGCUGUCCACACCUGGAAGAGCUCCUAAUUGACAUCAAUCGCGAUGGAGAUUGGCCACACGAGAUCUUAGACAAGGUAGCUCAAUUUCCUCGAAUAAAAACGGUUACUCUAUGCCUCGAGGUUGGGCCCAGUGCAUACAAAUGUGUCAAGCCUUACCUUAGCCAUUACACCAGCAUCGAGCUCUACAAAUACAUAGCCUCGCAACGGACAUUCGGUCCUCUGGCUGAACUCCUCGUCACGGUGGAUCCCCAUGGCUACCGCGCUUGUCCAGGUUUCAAGUCAGGACAAUACAUGAGGACGUACAAAGUCGUGCCAUGUCGGCGACUCAAGGAUGCUCAUGCAAGGGGUCUACUUGAUGUGCGCUCGUCAGGGAUUAAGGGCUAUCAGGAUGAUGAAGGCACCGAGGCCUUCUAUGGACCUGUAGGUGGGAAUACGGAAGAUGACAACGUGAUUGCGGCACUUCAUGAAGAACAUUGCAAAUGGCUUAGCAGAAUACAGCUUUCGAAUCGCGUCAUCUAGUGGUGAGGCUCCAAUAUGAUAUGAAGUUCGAAAUCUUGGCUUUAACAUAUGCUGUGACAACUCAUGUUGUUGAGCUUGCGGCAUUAAACGUCUAUUCUUGGUAUUCUUGUGCUUCACCUGCUUAUAAGCAGAAUUGUUUGGUUUUAGAUCUUUCCUCAGUUUGCGUACAACAGAACUGAGGAGAGAAAGCCGCUCCCCCUUCUCUUGUCGAAGUGUUCUUUGUUGGAACCUGUAGCCUGGCGUAACAUGCUAGGUAAAUAUAAUUAUAGUGCAUAAUGGUGUCCAACUUGUCCAACUUCCAGGAGCCAGG
Cantharellus anzutake is the source of this 1842-nucleotide messenger RNA. RefSeq lists its product as uncharacterized. Bases 195 to 1532 code for a protein of 445 amino acids. The record is from RefSeq and is a predicted model, not a curated record. Lineage: Eukaryota; Fungi; Basidiomycota; Agaricomycetes; Cantharellales; Hydnaceae. The transcript is spliced from 4 exons.